GAAAUGAAUGUUCCAUAGAGCAGAUGGAGCAUGUGCGGAGUAUGCAGGAGAAACUUGCUCGCCUCAACCUGGAGCUCUAUGGGGAGCUGGAAGAACUCCCUGAAGAUAAAAGAAAACUAGCCAGUGACUCCAACCUGGAUAGGCUGCUGUCAGAUCUAGAAGAACUGAAUUCAUCUAUCCAAAAACUCCAUUUAGCAGAUGCUCAGGAUAUUCCAAAUGGUGCCACAGGCUGA
This is a messenger RNA of Nestor notabilis (Kea), 233 nucleotides long. Its product is annotated as coiled-coil domain-containing protein 28A-like. The annotation marks the transcript as partial. The transcript is spliced from 3 exons. The record is from RefSeq and is a predicted model, not a curated record. NCBI's taxonomy places the organism in Eukaryota, Metazoa, Chordata, Aves, Psittaciformes, Psittacidae.